AUGGCGUCCCCAUCGCCUCGCCGGCUUGCACAGUCGGAUGGUCCGCAAGCCGGCCCAUCGUCGCUGUCGCAUCCGAAUCACGUUAGCGCAACCCCACCAACACAGGCAGACGCCAACCAGCCUCCGUUACGCGCUCGGCUGCAGGCGCUCCUUCACCAUGCCGAUUCUCACGCGGGCUCGAGUCCAGCACUCUCGCCCUCAUCCGACACGCCCAGUCAUCACCACAGCCAGCCAGAUGCACAGUCAAGCGCCACUUCACUCACCAGCGCCGAUCAGCCUCUCCCAUCCCCAGCGGCUCGCCCGUCGCAAUCCCGACGUAAAUCGCCAAGAGGCGCCCUGAGUGUGCUGCCUCAGCCUUCGAGACCUGCGUCUGCCACGUCCAUACCGUCGAGAGCUACGUCGCCUCAGCCGAAACCAGCAUUGCUGCCCCGCUCCAUUACCGCCUCAAAUCUCGACGAGCGCAGCGCCCACACGCUAGCUCCCGAGCUUCUAUCGCGCCGCCCACCGCGAUCCUCGAGCCUUGAUCCCUCUCAUUUGCCCACAGGUAUACAUGCCGCCUCUUCGGCAAUGGACCAAGCAGAGACGCAGUCGUCGCAGCUAUCAUCGGAAAAAGCCGAGACACGCCAGCGCCCGUCCAUCAAGGUGCGCAUCGUCACUUGGAACAUGCAUGAUUCCGUGCCCAAGGGCGAUCUCGAGGUUCUCUUAGGCAAAGCUGGCCAAUUCGUAGCUCCUCAGCACGGGUGGGACGCCAGCUACGAUAGUGCAGACGAAGAAGGCGACGACGAUUCGCAGCCUGACCGCACACGGAAGGGUGCACACGUUGUGGGUCAGGAGCACGUCCCCAGAGCCGACCGCAUCCCGCCUCUGCCACACGAUGAUUCGCACCCCUACCAUGUUCUGGUCAUUGCUGGUCAAGAGUGUCCAUGGGGAGAUGGAAAGCGACUCGCGACCAGUGUCGGUAUGGCCGGAGAGCUCGGCGACUUUGGCAAGCAGAAGAACCGCGCCGCCAAAGAUAAGGACAAGGACAGUCACAAAGACAAAGCAAAGCCGUUCAAGUCGAAAGAAAAGCAGAGGUCCGGAGACAGCGAUGGUGUCCCGAGCGUCGUAGAUGGCUCGAACGGAGCACCGUCAGGAGUCGAUGCGUCAACUGCCGCGCUCAACAGCAAGGACGGCCCUGCCGGUCCAGGUGACGAAUCGGGAUUCCCAUUCCAUUCCACGUCCAUGUCGUCAGCGCUGCCCGGAAAUCCACUCGCCUCGCCGAUGAUCGGCGGCACCUCCAUGUCUGCUUUCGGCCCAAGCUCGGAAUCGCAGAACGACGACAAGCUCGCUGCCUGGCCCAACAUCGGUGGCAAGGGAUGGAGCGACCUUUGCGAGGAUUGGCUUUGCCGCAACCAAGUUGCCAAGAAAGAUAGGGAAGGCAAAGACGGCAGGGACAAGUCCUUCAUCAGCGGCGCACGCCUCGCUCGCGCACUCUCCCAGUCCGCUUCCAAAAAGGACCUUGCCGUCUCCCGCGAGAAUCUGGCAGAACAUCACUUGAGCAUGCCCAUGCCAUCCUUUUCUGCUGCUGUCACACCCGAGCUUUCGCGUGCAGCCAGUCCGGUCGGUCUGCAGUUCAGCGCCAGUGCGCCGGGUACUCCCAACCAGAGCACCUUCGAGGGCUUCAAUGCCUACGGCGACGCGCAAAACCAAGCCAAUCCAGACGCUGCUGCCAAUAUGGCUAGCGCGGACAAGCGCAGACGUCUCGUACCCAGGCUCAAUCUCAAUCCGGUCGAUCUCGUCAAGAAAUCUGCCGCUGCCGCUGCGGGUCGCUCGAGCCCCGCGACCUUCACUGACGCCGAAUGCGUCUCGUCACCCGUGCUGCUUUCGCCCACUGCGAUACAGGCCACUGCUAGUCAUGCUUUGCCCCACGCUUCGCAGGCAUCCACCAAGGCGGCCGCCAACAAUCCGAGCACGAUCCCUGCUUCGACGAGCUCGGGUGCUUUGCUCGCUGUUCCCGGCACACCAACAAUGAGCCGCAUGAGCUCCUCCCACAGCCUUUCGAAGCUUGCCAAGGCGGCGGCCGACCCAGUCUUCCGUACAGCUUCUCCAGCGGAAAAUGGCGUGCUCGUAGAGCCCCCGACGCCGUCCCGUUCGCCUUCGCCAUGUCCCACCGACCAAGAGGCUCUUCGGGACGGCCUCGUUUCUCGCCAGACCCCGUCGCCAGCCCCAUCAUCCCUGGCCAGCCACGCUGCAGAGACCGGCCAGAAUCAGAAGUUACCCGAAAAGGCUUCUGCAGACCCGAUACCGAAGGCUUUGGGACCCUACGAGCUCGUCAUCAAGGAGCGUAUGAUGGGGUGCUACAUGGCCGUGUACGUCUGGCGUGGCUGCAAGGAUCGUGUGCGCGGCGCGUCUCGGUCUCACGUCAAGUCGGGUCUGCUCGCCGGUCGCGUUGGCAACAAAGGCGGCGUCGGCAUCUCGCUCAAACUCGGCACCACACGACUGCUGUUUGUCAAUGCGCAUCUCGCUGCACACGAGGACAAGGUGGCACUCCGCCUCGCCAACGUCGCCAAGAUCAAGGCCGCCCUCAAGGUCGACUCGUUCUUGCCGCCCACGGAUCCUCGUUCUAAGCUCGAGGAUAUCACCGAGCAGUUCGAUCACACUUUUUGGUUCGGCGAUCUCAACUUCCGCAUCGACAUCUCUCGUCAGCAUGCCGAUUGGCUCAUGAUGAACAAGAAGUACGAUCAAGCGCUCGCCUUCGACCAGCUUGGCAAGGUGCUCAAAGAUGGAGACGCUUUCAGAGGCUUCAAGGAGGCUUCAAUCAACUUUCCUCCAACGUACAAAUACGAUGUACUCAAGACGCUCAAGAUCAAGCGCAACAAGACGCUCACGUCGAUUCGGAGCGGCGUCGACAUACCGGGUGCUGGCAACCUGGCUGGCACGACCAAAUCCACGGGCUUCGACCUCGCCGGAACACCGAUUGGCGAGGUGAUUCCUGAAGAGGGUGCUAUCGGCCCAGAGGCACCUGGCAGGCUUGGAGGCGACGACACUGACGACGCCAGCUUCUCCUGCAUCGCACCGGGUGACCCUGAGCCCUUCUCAUCGCAGGACGAAUCGGCGCGCACCAUCCCCAUUGCAGGCAGAUCAGACCCCGCCGUUGCAGCCAUGGAAACGGUCGACCUGCAGGAUCCGGACCGCUCGGACGAAGAUCGCUUUUCCAUCGCUUCAUCCUCGGCGUUCGGUUCGGUUGCCUCUUCGUCAGGCUUUGCUCGUGCUUUCAAGCACGAGGAAGCGCGUGUAUCACAGGGCGUCGAUCCGGCACUGGUACGCGAGCGCGAGCUCGAGCUCGAGCGGCAGAGACAGCUGGCAGAGAACACGAGUGCAGCGCAGGGACCUCGCUUCUUUUCGCAGGGCGCUGCGAUCAAGGCCAAGUUUAAGAUCAUGGACAUAGUCAGGAAUGCGGCCAACUCGAAUCUUAAGGACAAGCUUGGCGGAGCUGCGUCUGCAGACGGCCAGCCCGGCGGCAAGAAGAAGUGGCUCAACGUCCUCACCGAGUCGCCUAGGAAGAUCCCCAUGCCCGCCUCGUUCUCGAGCGACAACACGUCGAUCGUCGACUCGGUCAUGUCGAUGCCUUCGCCCACGACCGACUACUCUGCCUCCUUCACCGAUCACAACGAUCUGCAGCGUGGAGGAGCGAGGAGGGGUAGCCUUCUGUCGAACGACGGCCAGCUCAGCAGCGUCGGGCAUGGCGAAAUCGGCACGCCUCGCAGAGGCUCGAGUGGCGAUGUGCAGACGCCGUCCAGCGAGCACUCUGUGGCGUUCACGGGCGCAUUGCCGCGUCGAUCUUCGGUGCAGCUGGCGCGGGCAUCGGCGCAGGCUCUGGCGGCGAAAGCGCAGCGGGAGGCCAAGUACCCGCAUCUGACGGGCGCCACCGCCGAGCAGAUUGACUUCUUGGAGGCGCAGCCGUAUGACACGAGUGCCAAGCAGCGAGUGCCGUCGUGGUGCGAUCGUGUGCUGUUUCGAUCCACUGUGCCGCUGGACGACGAGGAUGCGGACGAGAGCGGCGACGCAAGCGCCAAGGCGGAUGCACACGAGGCCAGGCUUGGCUCGAGGGUGGGCAGCGCGCUGUCGAAUGCUCUCAUCACACCGUUGCGUCAGGCGGCCGAACGGCGCCAGCAGCUGCAUGCGCAGAGGAGCAUGUCGAGCGGCCUGAUUGCCGCCGUUGCCGGCAGCACCACCAUCGCGUUUGCGCAAGAUCACAAAGUGCCCGCCGAGGCCAGCCUUGUGGAUCCGGCGGCUAGGAAAGCGUCGAUGGCGCGGCGGGAUCGCUCCAACUCGCGCUUUCUGCACCCAGGCCGACGCCGACAUCAGGCCAAGGCGCUCAGUCCCAGUCUCACCUUGUCAGAGCUGGCGCACGAGCCGGGCGCCGGCGUGAGCUGGGCGGCCAAGAACAGCAGCGCCGAGCUGCUGCCGACCUCGGCGAGUCUGGGGCUGGGGCUCGGCGCGGGCCUGGGGUUGGCAGGGCUCGAGCACAAGGCGCUCAGCUCGGUCGACCUGCCGAGCCAGGUCGAGGAGCGCGACCGGCGCUUUGGUGGCGUGCCGAAGCGCGUCGCUUCGCCCGCACUGGCGCCGGGCGAGGUGCAGGCGCGCGUCGUCAUCCCGCCGCGCCACUCGUCGUCGGCGGCCUCGUCGCCGGUGGUGCACGCAGCCGCGAUCCAGCCACCUGUGCGCUCGACCUCGGCGACGCACAUGGGCACGGGCGCCGACACCUCGGCCGACGCCAGUCGCGGCGGGUGGAUGGACAGCCUCUCGUCGCACCUGCCCGCCUUUCUCGCCCCCGCAUUCUCGGCGCUCCGCUCACACCGCCACGGGAGCACGGCGAGCAUCGAUGCGACGCCCGCCUCGGCUGCCGACGACACGGUGGCUGACGCUGACGCCGACCGCCUCGUGGGCCCACGCCGAGGCACCAUCGAGUGUCUGCUGUACAAGGCGCUCGACGACCGCGAGAUGCGCGUGCUCGAGGGCCGAUCCGACCACCGUCCCGUCAUCUUUGUCGGCGCCAUCGGCAUCUGA
This is a messenger RNA of Moesziomyces aphidis, 5049 nucleotides long. NCBI's taxonomy places the organism in Eukaryota, Fungi, Basidiomycota, Ustilaginomycetes, Ustilaginales, Ustilaginaceae. The record is from the annotation of a GenBank genome assembly.